Messenger RNA from Penicillium diatomitis, 483 nucleotides. RefSeq lists its product as uncharacterized. The record is from RefSeq and is a predicted model, not a curated record. The coding region runs from base 1 to 483 and encodes 160 amino acids. NCBI's taxonomy places the organism in Eukaryota, Fungi, Ascomycota, Eurotiomycetes, Eurotiales, Aspergillaceae. The transcript has 2 exons.
AUGGCUGAAGAAGCGAUAUCAGGAAACAACUGCUUUCCAGCGGGCAACAACACCCAACAGCCGUAUUGCGAAACUACUGAUGAGCAGGACAUCUCCGGUUCAGCACCAGUCACCCAGGGCCUUUCACCACCCUCAUCAUGCCAAAUGCCCCAAUACAACCAACAUGGCGUAACGCCGAACGGGGACUACAACUUCUUCGACCCAACAUUCAUGAACUUUCCCGCAGCUCCUUCAUACCAAACAUCCACGACCCAACCUGCUUCAAGCCUUCCACAUCAAAGCCAAGUCAGAAUGAAGUUCAUACAGGAGAGCAUCAUUCGAGGCGCUGCAGAGGAGAUCUACGCCAUGCCGUCCCAGGCACAAAUCAGGGAAAAGCUAUUAUCUGAUCGGGGGUUCUCCCAAGUUCUCUCCCAGGUACUUGCAUUUUACAUGGCCGACAUCAGUGGUCAAGUCGGGGUAGGAGACCAGGGCGAUCAGACAUAA